CUAGCCAGCGAGCGAGUCAUGAACACGUGCCGCAGCAAAGCUCUCAAGUUGCAAUGGUCAGGAGAGAAGGAGGGUCUAUUUAGGAAAACAAACGACCGUGGUCAGUCAAAUAUCUAACUGUGUCACUGCUUUUCAUAAAAACACUGGCUUGCGUACUGUUUCGGACGGCAUAGCUACACAUUUUGUAGGCUGGUGAGUGUGAGCGUGACGUCGGAAGACAUUCGUGUCGCUGCUUGUUUCUCUUUCUACAGCUUGAUUCUGCUUGGUACAUGUACUUUGAGUAACUCAGGGUAGCUGGCUAUAGAAUGAUGCCGAUAAAUAAUUUCGAAAUAUACCUUCUCACAUCGAUAUAAACACUCGACAGGUAGAGGACAGCCGUUAAGGACUAAAGGACUGGUAAGGACUCGCUGUGACAGAGGAAAUGUCAUGCUAGUAAUAGUCGUGACAGCUUUCGAUUGCCGUUAUUUUCCUUAGGUUGGUUCCAUUUUAGCAAUGGACGGCGAGAUAACUGUUGAACCGAGGCAGAACAUCAAGAAAGCGGACUGUUUUGAAAAGACGUUUUCAGCAUUAACUGUCGACGAUGUGUAUGAAAUAGCUAAAUUGAUCGGUUCCGAAGUGGAAAAACUUAUCGACGGCUAUGGCAAAGGGAGCGUGGAGGGUCUGGUGCCCAAAAUUGUUAAAGUUUUGGAACUGUUGGAGAGUUUCGCUGCAAGGAACCAUGCACACAUGUCCAGAGAAGAAGAACUGUUAAAAGCAUUUGAGACACUACAGGUACAACAACAGAAAAAACGAGGGUUAAAAGACAGCGGAGACAACAGCAACAACACUGAGUUACGGGACUUGCAGCAGAAGGAGCAGAAGUGGAGGAAUAAGUUAGAAGAAGUCCAGACCCAGAUGCUUAAAUUGCAGGAGGAGAACCAGGCUCUCCAGAGCCAACUCCAGUGCAGCCACUCCAAAGAAGACCACACACAUCGACAGGAGAGAGAGGUGAUGCUCAAACUGAAGGAGGUGGUGGACAAACAACGGGAUGAACUUCGAGCAAAAGUGCAAGAGAUUUCCAGCAUGUCGAAAGAAGUGGAGGCGCUGCAGGAGCAGUUGGAUCGUUUUAUGAAGAUGAAUGGGGAGCUGAGGCAUAAACACAGUGUAGCACAGGCUCAGGUAAAGAGUGCAGUGGAGCGCAGGGCUGACCUCGAGGCGGAUCUGUGUGAGAAACAGAAGGAGAUUGACAGGCUCACUGCCCAACUGGAGAAAGCAAAUGUGGCCAGUGAGACGAGCUCAUGUAAACCAGGCAUUGACCUGACCAAUAAGAUGGUCAUCGACUUGAACGAUCCCAACCGUCCGUGUUUCACCAAACAGGAAGUGAGGGAUAUGCUGUUUGAGAGAAACGAGUUGAAGGCAAACCUCUUUCUGGUCCAGGAGGAGCUGGCCUAUUACCAGAGGGAGAUCCUGAAUGACGAGCGAUGCCCAGGCUUUUUACUGGAAGCAGUGCGUUCGGCCAUAAAGAAACAGAGGACUGUUAUUAAGGCCAAAAUGCUCGGCAUCCCUGAAGACGAGUGCAGCAGUGAUGAGGAGAAGGGACCCCUGUUUGAAAGAGGGAAGGCAGACAACAAUACAAGCUCAACAGACUGCAUGGACAGCAAACCUCCAGAGUCACGCAUCCAAACUCUAUUUGGUUUCCUGACCAGGUCAGGCUCUGGCCGAAGCCCCAGCCACCAGAACGCUGGCUGGGAAAUCCUCAACACCGAUGAGAUGGAGCCUGAGGCAGAGACAGAACCCCGUCAAUCACCCCAACACCGCCUCUCUCAUGACCAAGACAAAUGAGAGCCCUGAGAAAUCAGAGAUCUAACUGCACAGACACUCAACAGUAGUUGAAGUUUUAAUGGGACUUUCAUACUGUAGUGUAUGGAUGUACACAAUUAACAGACCUUGUUAGUAUACAUGUCACUGAAUUGUUCAAUUAAAAUCAGUGACUGGAGAAUCUCUUUAAAAUAAUGAGUAGAUUUGCAGCUCUCAAAUGCUUAUUUCAUACCUCGUUUUGUAUUCAAGAUGAGUAACUACUAUACAGUAACCAUGGAUACCCACAUGUCCUUAUCCUACAGUGAAAAAAUAGAAGUUAUUUUUAUAGAUGUGAUUUUUAUUAUAUGAUUUUUAACCAAAGAUCCAAACAUGUAUUAAUACCAAAAAUCAUAUAAUAUAACGGCACAAACUGUUGUCACGAGGGUGCA
This is a messenger RNA of Chanos chanos (milkfish), 2225 nucleotides long. It is a transcript of the gene rilp, whose product is annotated as Rab interacting lysosomal protein. Lineage: Eukaryota; Metazoa; Chordata; Actinopteri; Gonorynchiformes; Chanidae. Gene Ontology annotation, molecular function: small GTPase binding; protein dimerization activity; dynein light intermediate chain binding. The coding region runs from base 493 to 1821 and encodes 442 amino acids. Gene Ontology annotation, cellular component: cytoplasm; ciliary basal body. Gene Ontology annotation, biological process: cilium assembly. The record is from RefSeq and is a predicted model, not a curated record. The transcript has 8 exons.